AUGCCGAGUCCCAAGCCGAACAGAACGUUCUUGUACGUGACCACUUGCAUUGCCAACCUGGCCUCGUUCAUAUGCGGCACGAGCCUGGGCUGGUCGUCGCCCGAACUAUCCCUCCUGCGCGACGCCUCGACCAGCCCGCUCGGUCGCAACAUCACCGGCUCGGAGGAGAGCUGGAUCGGCUCGUUUCUCCCUCUAGCCGCCGCCAUCGGCCCCAUCGGCGGCGGCAUCCUCGCCGAUCUCAUCGGCAGGAAGAGCACCCUGCUCUUGGCCACGGCCCCCUUCAUCGUCGCCUACGUUCUCAACGUGCUCGCCGCCUCCGUUGGCUUCUUCUACGCGGGGCGGUUCCUCUGCGGCUUGGGCGUCGGCGUCAUCUUCACGGCGUUGCCGAUGUACGUGGGGGAAGUGGCCGACGACGAGUGCAGAGGCGCCUUGGGGUCCUUCAUGCAGCUGUUUAUCGUGAUCGGUUUGUUGUUUUCGUACGCGUUGGGACCUUUUAUAUCGAUAUUUCUCUUCAAUAUUUUGCUGUUGAUACCGCCCGUGUUGUUCGUCGCGUUGUUCUUCUUCCUCAUACCGGAGAGUCCGUAUUAUCUGUUGCAAUCCGGCAGGUUUCAGGAAGCGCUGGUGGCUAGUUUGAAAUUGCGCGGCAUGGAAAAAUCGAUCGUAGCCAAAGAGCUGGAGGUGAUGAAAGUCCAAGUGGAGCAAGAGCAGAAAAUCAAAGGUAACAUACUCGAUAUAUUCAAAACGAAAGGUCUCCGUACCGCUCUGAUUAUAUCGAUCGGUUUGGUGGCGUGGCAACAACUCUCCGGCAUCAACAUCGUGUUGUUCUUCGCCCAAACGAUCUUCACCGACGCCGGCGUGUCCCUCGCUCCGGCCCUGUGCACCAUCAUCAUCGGCGUCGUUCAAGUCAUAGCCAGCGCCUGUACACCACUGUUGGUCGAACGUCGAGGCAAGCGCUUCCUGUUGAUCCUCUCCGCCUUGGGAAUGGCCGUCGCCCAAGCCGUCCUCGCCUAUUACUUCUUCGUCAAGGACCAACAACACCGGGACACCUCCUCCAUCGGCUGGCUGCCGAUCGUCAGCCUCAUCGCCUACAUCGUCGCCUAUUGCUUGGGCUUCGGGCCGUUGCCGUGGGCCGUAAUGGGCGAAUUGUUUCCCGGCAACGUCAAGUCGAUCGCCUCGUCGGCGACGGCGUCCGUUUGCUGGUUGCUCGGCUUCCUGGUGACGAAUUACUUCGACGCGCUGACGUCGGUGGCGGGGAAAUCGGGCUCGUUCGGGUUGUUUACGGUUUGUUGUCUGAUGGCCGGCGUGUUCGUGUACGUUUGCGUGCCGGAGACGACGGGGAAGAACGUCCACGAGAUCCAGUACAUAUUGGAAGGGUUGGGAAGAGACGGGUCCUUCGAGAUGUAA
Messenger RNA from Phyllotreta striolata, 1404 nucleotides. Lineage: Eukaryota; Metazoa; Arthropoda; Insecta; Coleoptera; Chrysomelidae. The record is from the annotation of a GenBank genome assembly.